AUGCCGACCCCGCUAAAACACCACGCCGCAGGGCAAAGACAAGGGUAUCAGGACGAUAGCCCUAAGGGGGGAGGUAAUAUUACAAUCACUAAAGAAGACCGCAGGACAGCAGCAGGAAACAACGAGAACAAAGGUGAUGCUGAUCUGGCAAGGCUAGUAAGCAUUCGCUCGGGCUCACGCAGCCCAACACCACGUAACAGGGCCCCGCAGAAAGAAGGACUUGGCGGGACCCCAGGGUCACGUGACGAGGUCCAGCAUACGAGCAAGGUCCCAGGGACCCCGAUGGGUCCCGGGACCCCGAUGGCUUGGCGGGACCCCAACGAGGAAUCGGAAGACCAUAAAGGGUGGGACGAUUGGUAUAUAGUCCCGGACAUUCUCUAA
Molecule: messenger RNA, 381 nt
Organism: Paraphaeosphaeria sporulosa
Lineage: Eukaryota; Fungi; Ascomycota; Dothideomycetes; Pleosporales; Didymosphaeriaceae
Exons: 1
Coding region: 1-381 (126 amino acids)
Source: RefSeq, a predicted model, not a curated record